UUCUGUUGUUCAAUGGCUUAAUUCGGAGCUCAUUUGCUACAUGACAAGGGUGACAGUUUACAAGGGUCAGCUGCAGGUCAAGGAAAGUGAUUUGGGGAUCCAGAGAAAGAACAUCGCCACAGUUUGUUCCAAGCCAGGGAAAUAACUUGUUUGUGUGAUCUGCCCUGCGGUGGAUUGUUCAACAUCCAAAAUGUCCCAGUCAUCCACCGCUGAUGAGGGUACAACCUUUGAACAUUUGUGGAGUACCCUUGAGCCAGACAGCACAUAUUUUGAGCUUCCUCAGGCAGGACACUCAGGGGACCGGGCUUCUAGCAGCCUGCCCAGCAACCGCGCUGAAGUCUGCAUGGACGUCUACCACAUGAGAGACAUGAACGACAAUGUCAUGUCUCAGUACAGCCUACUGAGCAGCAGUAUGGAACAAGGUUUGGGGAACAGACCAGCGUCUACCAGUCCCUACAGCUCAGAGACCACCUCCAACGUGCCAACGCCGUCACCCUACUCUCAGCCAAACUCAACCUUCGAGGCCAUGUCUCCAGCCCCGGCCAUCCCCUCCAACACUGACUACCCUGGGCCGCACAACUUCGAGGUCACCUUCCAGCAGUCUAGCACCGCCAAGUCAGCCACCUGGACGUACUCUCCGUUGCUGAAGAAACUGUACUGUCAGAUUGCCAAGACCUGUCCGAUUCAGAUCAAGCUUGCUUCCUCGCCCCCAAACGGCAGCGUGAUACGAGCCAUGCCAAUCUACAAGAAGGCUGAACACGUCACAGAGGUGGUCAAACGCUGUCCUAACCAUGAACUUGGACGGGACUUCAAUGAAAGUCAGACAGCUCCUGCCAGUCACUUGAUACGGGUGGAGGGCAAUAAUUUGAGUCAGUAUGUGGAUGACCCUGUGACAGGCCGACAGAGUGUGCUAGUUCCCUAUGAGAAUCCACAGGUGGGGACUGAGUUCACAACCAUUCUGUAUAAUUUCAUGUGCAACAGCAGUUGUGUCGGUGGAAUGAACCGCAGGCCUAUCCUCAUCAUCAUCACGCUGGAGACACGAGAUGGGCAGGUUCUCGGUAGGCGUUCGUUUGAGGGCCGGAUUUGUGCGUGUCCGGGUCGUGACCGUAAAGCAGAUGAGGAUCAUUUCAGGGAGCAACAGGCGCUAAAUGAUAGCGUGGCCAAAAAUGGAAAUGCCAAUAAACGAAAUUCUGUUUAUGAAUUUACAGAUUUCAAGCAGACUCCAGCCAAUAUUACAGGGCCUUCCAUCAACAUCAAGAAGAGGCGGCAUGGAGAAGAAGAGAUGUAUUACAUACCAGUGCGUGGUCGAGAGAAUUUUGACAUCCUGAUGAAGAUAAAGGACAGUCUGGAACUUGUGGAGUUUGUACCACAGCAGUUAGUGGACUCAUACAGACAACAACAACAGCAGCUCCUACAGAGACAGAGUCAUGUUACCUCUCCGUCUCCAUAUGGCACACUCAAUAACAUGAAUAAGAUGCACGGGUCAAUCAGCAAGCUUCCCUCAGUGAAUCAGCUGGUGACACAACAGACUCAGCAGAGCGCAGGACCCUCUGCAUCCAUGUCACAUAUGGGAACAAACAUGCUGGGUGGACACCACAUGCAGUCUAACGGCGACGUGAAUGGAGCUCACCCGUCACAGUCUAUAGUGUCCACCUCUCACUGUACCCCUCCCCCACCUUACAACCCCGACCCCAGCCUCGUCAGUUUCUUAACCAGCCUGGGCUGCCAAAACUGUAUCGACUACUUCACGUCCCAGGGACUCCAGAGUGUGUACCACCUUCAGACUCUUUCUAUGGAGGAUCUUGGGGCCCUGAAGAUCCCUGAGCAGUUCCGGCUGGCGAUCUGGAGGGGCCUGCAGGACAUGAAGCAGGGCCACGACUACAUCCGCUCCAGCAGUAACAUGGCCACGAUGGCCAUCGGCCCCGGAGGAGAACUGCAGCGCCAGCGCGUCAUGGAGGCCGUGCACUUCCGAGUGCGUCACACCAUCACCAUCCCGAACCGCAGCGGGGCCACGGGGGGAGACGAGUGGGCCGACUUCGGCUUCGACAUGCCCGACUGCAGGAUACACAAGCACUCCAUCAAGGAGGAGUUCGCAGAAAGCGACCUUCGCUGAGAACUGGUUUCCAUCUCUAUGUUGUCCGUACUGGGUUCUUAAAACUGCAAUGGACGGUUCAUAUUUUCCAUAUAGUCGCACUUCCAUGUUUGACAACUAAUGAUUUGGCGAGUAGAAAUUCCCUUUUUAUGAGCUCCGGGGUUCAAGCGAAUCAUUUUAUUAGAUGGCCUUAUGCUAAUGUUACAUCACACACACACAAAAAAAGUUAACUAAAAUGAAUGAUAUUAUUAGGAUGUAGUUAUGAAUGGUUAGAAGCGGUGUAUGAUUUCAAAACAUUGCCUUAUUUAUUUUUUUUGGCUUGUUGUAAAUUAUAAUUGUGCAAUCAUGUAUGAUAAAGGGGAAAAAAAAACAGUGUGAAGUAAAGUCCGUAGAUAACGUGGAUACUUUGACCCACUAAAUCAUACUUUAUAUUCACUUAUUUUGACAAAGCUAUAUAUGUAUGGCUAGGUCAAAAGGCAUUCUGUAUUUGAUUUAUUGUUUCAUUACAAUGGCAUACCUAACUAUUAUUUUUACGUUAUCAAAGUUUCACAAUGACAGUGAUGAAGACCGCACCAUUAAAGUGCAGGUAAAUUUAUAGGUAACAGAUUAUUAUUAUUA
Molecule: messenger RNA, 2710 nt
Organism: Rhinichthys klamathensis goyatoka
Lineage: Eukaryota; Metazoa; Chordata; Actinopteri; Cypriniformes; Leuciscidae
Gene: tp73
Product: tumor protein p73
Exons: 14
Coding region: 191-2113 (640 amino acids)
Biological process (GO): apoptotic process; regulation of transcription by RNA polymerase II; protein tetramerization
Cellular component (GO): nucleus
Molecular function (GO): RNA polymerase II cis-regulatory region sequence-specific DNA binding; protein binding; DNA-binding transcription factor activity, RNA polymerase II-specific
Source: RefSeq, a predicted model, not a curated record